ACUCAUUUUACCACUUUCAACAUUACAACCUUGGAACCUUGACGGAGAUAAGACUUCAAAACAUCAAUACUUGAGUACAUACCUACUCUGUACUUUACCGUAACAAGCCUGGAAUGAACCUAUAAUCUAUUAUCAAUCAUCGUCGUCUAGAACACUUCGACCUCAUCAACCCUCCAAUUAUCCGGUUUUCCCGAGUUCUUCGCUUCGUCAUCAGCGGCAUUCCACAGGCUUACAAUACUUCUACCGAAUCUACAUCGACACGAGUGUCCUAAUUCGAAUUCUAUAAUCCUACGCGCCAGUUUCUACGCGCAAUAAAAUCUACUCGCCCCGUCUAGUAUCGGUCGCGAUACAGAAUAGAAGAAAUAUUUCACACCCAGCCAUCCCGGCAAACUCGUCAGGAUGGCCGUCACUUCGAUACAAGACCGAACCUCCGAGUUCCGAUCCGUCCUUACACAAGUCCAGAGGCGACAGGCUUCGUCCAAGGUCGGCUCCCAGAGGAGAUCUCUCUUGACAGAUUCGCAGAAGGCCGCCGCCAAUGGAGACGCGCAACCGCCUCGGAGGUCCGAUUUCGCGAGACGCGCAGCCGAGAUAGGACGCGGGAUCGCCGCUACGAUGGGCAAGUUAGAAAAGUUGGCGCAGUUGGCAAAGCGCAAGACUUUGUUCGAUGACAGACCCGUCGAGAUUAACGAGCUUACUUUUAUAAUAAAACAAGAUCUAUCAUCUUUGAAUCAGCAGAUCGGCGGCCUACAGACAUUAACACGACAACAACACCCGAAAGUCGACCAGGAAGGCGAGCACAAUAAGAAUAUUGUGCUGAUGUUACAAGGCAAGCUUAGCGACGUGGGCGCCAACUUCAAGGACGUCCUCGAGGUCCGUACCAAGAACAUCCAGGCAUCCCGAUCGCGAACCGAGAAUUUUAUCUCUUCUGUAUCCCAGCACGCGCAGUCGUCAUCGCUCCAGCAACAAUCCGCUUCACCCUUGUACGGGACACCGAAUCGAGGCACACCGUCCCCCGGCGCGGACUUACUUACGCUUAAUCCACCAGCGGCAAUGGGCGAUCAGCAGAUGCUUUUGAUGGAAGAAGCGGCGCCGCAGAACUCAUAUAUCCAACAAAGAGGCGAGGCUAUCGAGGCUAUCGAGAAGACUAUUGGCGAGCUCGGAUCCAUAUUUGGGCAGUUGGCGCAGAUGGUGUCGGAGCAGAGCGAGAUGAUCCAGCGCAUCGAUGCGAAUACCGAGGACGUGGUCGACAACGUGCAGGGCGCGCAGAGGGAGUUGCUAAAGUAUUGGUCUCGCUACUCGGGCAAUCGGUGGUUGAUUGCAAAGAUGUUUGGAGUUUUGAUGAUAUUUUUCUUGUUAUGGGUCCUCAUCGCCGGUUAAGCGAACGGAACGAGAAAACAAGACACGAGACGAGAUUUAUUAGUAGACGCUGGUGUACUACUACUACGAUUCUUCAGUUUGUACAUUAUUACGCCAUCCACCCCUGGCUAAGGGACCAUGGUAGUUGGGCUACACGUACUAGAUUUUAAUGAGAUGCAUGGCGGCGACCCGUUUGUAUGCGUACCACACCUAUAAAGUAUUGGUUCUGGCAGAGUUGGAGUUCAGACGGUCAUGAAUAUGAUUUUAUUAUAUCAUCUUGCUAGCUAUUUGAUCACUGUAUGUCAUCUGAAUUUAACAACACCAUAUUGGUUUAUUUUUAUAUAUCGC
Messenger RNA from Annulohypoxylon maeteangense, 1704 nucleotides. RefSeq names its product putative ER-golgi SNARE complex subunit. Bases 400 to 1377 code for a protein of 325 amino acids. Gene Ontology annotation, cellular component: endomembrane system; Golgi membrane; SNARE complex. Gene Ontology annotation, molecular function: SNAP receptor activity; SNARE binding. NCBI's taxonomy places the organism in Eukaryota, Fungi, Ascomycota, Sordariomycetes, Xylariales, Hypoxylaceae. The record is from RefSeq and is a predicted model, not a curated record. Gene Ontology annotation, biological process: intracellular protein transport; vesicle fusion; endoplasmic reticulum to Golgi vesicle-mediated transport. The transcript is spliced from 4 exons.